This is a messenger RNA of Halteromyces radiatus, 681 nucleotides long. RefSeq lists its product as uncharacterized. The record is from RefSeq and is a predicted model, not a curated record. The transcript has 5 exons. NCBI's taxonomy places the organism in Eukaryota, Fungi, Mucoromycota, Mucoromycetes, Mucorales, Cunninghamellaceae. The coding region runs from base 1 to 282 and encodes 93 amino acids.
AUGGGCAAACACUUGAUCUUUCAGAUACAGCAUCAUGAAACUUUACCUAAAGAUCGUCAAACUUUGUUAUACAGUGCAACAUUCCCCAAAGAAAUUCAAUUAUUGGCAAGAGACUUUUUACGACCUGGUCAUUUGUUUUUGCGAGUUGGUCGUGUUGGUGGAACCACUACUAAUAUGACUCAAAAGGUGAUAUUAGAUACUAUUGAACGGCUACUUAUAGAAUCAUCAGGGGACGACUCGACUAACCCAGAAGCAAACAAAACGACAGCAACAAUCAAAUAGCAUCAUUUCUGUCUUCGAUGGUGGCUCCGUUGAUAUUAGCUGUGGCAAGCCACUUGAAAUGUGAAGGACCAGAUCAGAUUAUUGAACGGAUGCAUUCAACCGGGACGACUACCGGAAAGUGUGAUUCACCGUGGCAAUCCUUCACUGAAUGCUUGGACGUAUUCCCUGGAAACUCUCUUUAUGAAGUCAUCGUCCAGGAUUUCUACUAUUUGAACGUAUACCAAGUGAUUAUUAACUUGUCUACUGUUGGAGAAAAACCUUUUUCGCCUCUUUAAUUAAUUUUUUUUAUUUUUAUUUCCUUCUUGUCCUUUUUCCCUCUCUCACACUUUUUCCCUCUCUCAGGCCUUUUUCCUGUUACACGCUUCCUUAUUGAUGAUUAUAAUUUUUUUAUAAAUAGUG